AUGGAGGAGAAGGUGGAGUAUGUGCUUAAGCUCAUUGAAGAAGAUGGAGACUCCUUUGCCAAGAGGGCAGAAAUGUACUAUAAAAAGAGGCCGGAAUUGACAAACUUUGUGGAAGAUUCUUAUCGUGCUUUCCGAGCCUUAGCAGAACGGUAUGACAGCUUAUCAACAGAAAUGCAAAAUGCCAACAAUACCAUUGCUUCUGUUUUCCCAGAAAUCCACUAUGAAACAGACGAUGAAGAUGAAUUUGCUUCUUCUGGAGUUCCAAAGAAUUUUUCACAAGUCUCGGGUCCAAAUGUACCAAAGGUUCCAGGUAAAAAUUUAAAGGGUAUGCUCACAACAGCCAAGAAGAGAAUGCAAGCAAAGAAGCCAUCAAAAACAGCAGAUAAUAGUGGUACCGUUGCCAAGUCUGGUUUAAGCAAAAGUGAGGCUCUUGAAGAGAUUGACAAGCUUCAGAAGGAUAUUUUGGCCUUGCAAACUGUGAAGGAGUUCGUCAAGAGCUCCUACGAAAGCAAGCUUGCAAAGUACUGGGGAAUCGAGACUCAGAUCAUGGAAAUGCAACAGAAAGUUUGCAGCUUGCAAGAUGAAUUUGGGGUCGGAAAGGUGAUUGAGGAUGAUGAAGCUCGGACUUUGAUGGCAGAAGCAGCUCUAAAAUCAUGCCAAGAGGCAUUGUCUCAGUUGCAGGAGGAGGACCAUAAAUCUUCUGAGGAAGCAAGAGCAGAAUGCGAAAGGAUGGAGAAUGCUCGUGAGAGACUGAAGACCCUCAAGCAUGAGUUUCUUGAUGAUCAAACCGAUGAAGAGAAGCCAGACGACAGUUAUGAAUCAGCCAAAGCAGGAGAGAAGUCACAAAGUUCUAACCAAGAAAUGGAGGUGGUACAGGAGAACAUUGAGGAACAUUUUGAGGCAAGCUCCACCGGAUCUCUCACUGUAACAGAACUGGCGGAGAAGAUUGACGAGCUUGUGAACAAGGUGAUCAGCCUAGAAACAGCAGUUUCAUCUCAGACUUCUCUCAUAAUCAAGUUUCGAACAGAAAGCAAUGAACUCCAUGCUCAAAUUCAGAGUUUGGAGGACGAUAAGGUGAGUCUGGUUGAUGACACUCAUAAUUUGAGCAGCAGGCUGAAGGAAAUGGAGGGUAAAUUGCAUGGUGUUCAGGAUCUAAAUCAGAAUGUUGAAAACCAAAAAAAUCACCUACAAGCACAUUUCACUGAAGCACGUUGUAGUCUUGAUCACCUGUCUGGGAAAUUGCACAGAGUGAAGCCAGAUGAAGAGCUAGAGUUUACAGGUUCAAUUCAAGAAGAGAAGGGCUUACUAGUUGAAAUCAAGUCAAACGAAGAGUUUCCAAGCGCUGCAGGUGGAUUCAAAAACUCCAAUGCUUUGGAAAACGAAGAAGGAGAAGAUAUAAAACAACCAGAUCUCAGUGCAUCGCUUAAGCAUCAAAUAGGAGAAGACAAAGAAGCUGAUAACAAAUAUGAGAAAUGUCAGGACUCAAAGCCACAGGACAUAGUUGGUAAGCAAGAUUCUUUCCAACCAGCAGAGUGUCCUCUCAACACGGAGGCACGAUUAGCAGAGGCAGUGAAAGAAGAAGAUGAGUUCAACUGGAAGCAGAUGCUCUUGAGUGGGUUGGAGGACAAAGAAAAGAUUCUGUUGACAGAAUACACCACAAUUCUGAGGAACUAUAAGGAUUCCAAGAAGAAACUGAGUGAAGUUGAGAACAAAAAUAGGGACAGCCUCUUCGAAGUGAUAGUGCAGCUAAGAGAAUCAAAGAAUGCUAUUACUAAGAGGGACAAAGAGAUUCAAUCUUUGCGUCAGAAGCUGAACCUUGGGCAAGCCUCUGAUUUGAUAGAGGACCGAAGUGCUAAACCUGAAGGAAGAAACGAGGAUCUCUAUGUAGAUGAAGACAUUCAUCUCUCAAAGCAAGAAGAAGAGCAAAUCAAGCGGAUUUUGAUUGAUCAACCUCAAACCAUCUCAAUGAUUGAAGAAAAGCUCCGGAUGAACAUCGAUGCAAUACUAGACGGAAAUUUCGGUUUCUGGUUAAGAUUUAGCACAACAUUUCAUCAGGUACAGAAAUUCAAAACUGGGGUCCAAGAUUUACAGGAUGAGAUAAUGAAACUCAACGAAAAAAAUAAGCACAAUAGAACAGAGAUAAAAUCAGAUGUCCGGCCAAUAUACAAGCACCUGAGGGAGAUACAGACUGAACUGACAGUGUGGUUAGAACAAAGUGCACUGCUGAAAGAUGAAUUGCAGCGUAGAUUCUCGUCUCUGUGCAACAUUCAAGAAGAUAUAACAAUGGCUUUGAAGGAGGGCGUGGAAGAGGAAGAAAUCAAGUUCACCAGUCAUCAAGCUGCAAAGUUCCAAGGUGAGGUUUUGAACAUGAAACAAGAGAACCAGAAGGUUAGAGAGGAAUUGCAAGCAGGUUAUGAUCAUGUAACUGCACUCCAAAUUGAAAUUGAGAAGACCCUAGCAAAGUUGGAUGAGGAGUUUGGGCUUUCCAGAGUAAGUAACCAUAAUCACACAUCAACUCGGUCUCGAAUUCCGUUAAGUUCAUUUAUCUUUGGACAAAAACCAAAGAAGCAGAAACAAUCAUUUUUUUCCCGUCUGUACCCUAGUAGAAAAAUUUCAGUUCUGAGAUCUGGUGUUCCCAUGUAA
Ilex paraguariensis (yerba mate) is the source of this 2643-nucleotide messenger RNA. NCBI's taxonomy places the organism in Eukaryota, Viridiplantae, Streptophyta, Magnoliopsida, Aquifoliales, Aquifoliaceae. The record is from the annotation of a GenBank genome assembly.